Molecule: messenger RNA, 1656 nt
Organism: Spirodela intermedia
Lineage: Eukaryota; Viridiplantae; Streptophyta; Magnoliopsida; Alismatales; Araceae
Source: the annotation of a GenBank genome assembly
AUGGAGCAUGCGAGAACAAGGUUUUGAGCAUGCGAGAACAAGGUUUUAUUUGGUAAAAUAUUAUGAAAACUCUCUGCGGAUAAAUUGUUGGUCAUUAGUGGGUCCGAGUGAUGUAAAAAAAAUAAAAUUCCUCGAAAUUAUGUGGAGAACUGAAAAUAAGGCUUUCACUGUAAAAAUAAUAACACGAUAACAUCAAUUGGAUGCCUGAGAAAAUAAAGAAAUACCCUCGAAAAAUAAAUUUUGGAUGUGGAGGAUGAUCCAUGAAAGGACCUGCCCGGAUAUUUUUUUGCCACAAAAUGAACAAUUAUUUUAUUUAUAGGAAAUUAGCCGGCGAGAAAGAAAAUAAAUCGAAAAUUGGACGUCCUGAGGGAGAUUAUAACAAGGAAAAUCGCCAAAGGAGAUUAGCCUGACAUAUUAGGAGAUAAUCAAGUAGUUAGCCCCCCCACAACCCCCUAACUUAUGGGUCGUUCCGUUCCAUCGCGGACCCGCCACCAUAUAAACCCCCCGCGGUUCGCCGGCUACUCUUUCGGAGGACCCGAUAAUUCUCCCUCCCGUUUCUUCCUCUUCCCGCCACCUUCUCCUUGUCUCUCUACCUCUCUUGUCUCUCUGUCUCUCGCUCUGUCCCCGCCAGAAUCAAGAACCAGCUCCCGUCGAGAUCCGAGGGAAUGGCCACCCUCUCCCCUUCUCUGCACCCCGUCCCUUCAAGCGGCACUACCUGCCGAGUGGCUUUUGGACCCCAAACGCAUUCGGCGUGGCCGACGGGAUCGGCAGCUGGAGCAGGCGAGGGAUCGACGCCGGCGAGGUCGCCCGGUAGCCCAUGUCCUCCUGCGACGCCCAGAUCAGACGACUCUCCUACAGUGGAGCCAUCGGGACCCUGCUGCAAGAGACGCUGAAGACCGCACUGGCGGGGACGACCGCCAGGGGACGUCGACGGCGUGCGUCGAGGUGAUCAGCAUCGGCGACAGCGGAUUCAUGGUUGUGCGGACCAACGCGAUCCGCUCGACAGUGCCAUGAGCUUCACGGUGCAGCUCGCAUUGGGCGACGUCGUCGUGGCGGCAACCGACGGGCUCUUCGACAAGGAGAUCGUCGCCCUGGUGACGAAAGAGCGAGCGGAGCGCCUCCUCAGAACCGCGUCGGACAUAGCUCACGCCUUGGAGGCGGCGCCCGUCGCUGCCUUCUCCGGAAGUAAAGACACUCCCUUCGCGGCGGCCUGCCGGGCGGAGGGGCUCCCAUGGACCGGCGGCGAGCCCGACGACGUGACGGUCGUCGUCCUCACGGUGCGCACCUCGAAGAAUGCUCUCGCCACGUUCUGUUCUCCUAACGUGCAUCAUCAUCGUAGCUGACACGCCUCGUGCUGAUAAAAUCAGGUCGAAGCCGACAAGAAUCUAACAGACGCCAAGAAGGAACAAGACCACCCAUGCUCCACGAUGGAUCAAAGGUAUACCCGCAUUCUGUACUUCCAUCCAUCAUACGCAGACAAAGACGAAGAGCACAGAAUACAGCCUCCGCGCAUUUUAUGCUGUACUUCCAUCCAUCUCGAGUAUCCGCAUUCUGAUGCAAGCUGGAUGGGAGCCAGCAUACGCAGACGAAGAGCACAGAAUAUGCCUGCGGAUGAACGACCUCUGGAACGGCAAGUCAACGACGGAAACCGACUGA